AUGAUGAAGUGUUUAUUUUUCUUAUGUUUGUGUUUGUUUCCUAUUUUGGUGUUUUCAUCAACUUUCACUUCCCAAAAUCCCAUCAACCUACCCAGUGAAUCUCCUGUACCUAAGCCGGUACUUGACACAAAUGGUAAAAAACUGAAUCCUAAUUCGAGUUAUCGCAUUAUUUCCACAUUUUGGGGUGCCUUAGGUGGUGAUGUGUACCUAGGAAAGUCCCCAAAUUCAGAUGCCCCUUGUCCAGAUGGCGUAUUCCGUUACAAUUCCGAUGUUGGACCUAGCGGUACACCCGUUAGAUUCAUUCCGUUAUCUACAAAUAUCUUUGAAGAUCAACUACUUAACAUACAAUUCAAUAUUCCAACAGUGAGAUUGUGUGUUAGUUAUACAAUUUGGAAAGUCGGAAAUCUAAAUGCAUAUUUUAGGACGAUGUUGUUGGAGACGGGAGGAACCAUAGGGCAAGCAGAUAGCAGCUAUUUCAAGAUUGUUAAAUCAUCAAAUUUUGGUUACAACUUAUUGUAUUGCCCUGUUACUCGCCAUUUUCUUUGUCCAUUUUGUCGUGAUGAUAACUUCUGUGCAAAAGUGGGUGUAGUUAUUCAAAAUGGAAAAAGGCGUUUGGCUCUUGUCAACGAAAAUCCUCUUGAUGUCUUAUUCCAGGAAGUCUAGUAACAAAUAAUGCCUGCAGCUAGACUAUACUAUGUUUUAGCCUGCCUGCUGGCUAGCUACUAUGUUAUGUUAUGUUGUAAAAUAAACACCUGCUAAGGUAUAUCUAUAUAUAUUUUAGCAUGGCUUUCUUAAUAAAUUGUCUUUCCUUA
Molecule: messenger RNA, 812 nt
Organism: Solanum stenotomum
Lineage: Eukaryota; Viridiplantae; Streptophyta; Magnoliopsida; Solanales; Solanaceae
Product: aspartic protease inhibitor 7
Exons: 1
Coding region: 1-663 (220 amino acids)
Molecular function (GO): endopeptidase inhibitor activity
Source: RefSeq, a predicted model, not a curated record